Molecule: messenger RNA, 4598 nt
Organism: Bombyx mori (domestic silkworm)
Lineage: Eukaryota; Metazoa; Arthropoda; Insecta; Lepidoptera; Bombycidae
Gene: Nedd8
Product: NEDD8
Exons: 3
Coding region: 692-925 (77 amino acids)
Biological process (GO): regulation of proteolysis; protein neddylation; modification-dependent protein catabolic process
Cellular component (GO): nucleus; cytoplasm
Molecular function (GO): ubiquitin protein ligase binding; protein tag activity
Source: RefSeq, a predicted model, not a curated record
UAAAAGCACCGUUAGUGGAUCGAGAGGAUCCGAAAAGACAUGCAUAAGGUAACGUCGACUGUUUUCCAUUCGGUUGGCAGCAUCAGGAAUGUAGUUACCGGCGGCCACAAUGAGAGGGUUCUUGUUCACAAUGUUCACAAUGUUGUGCCGCUUUUUCGAAAUGGCGCACUGAUGCCGAUUGUAAAUAUUUCCUGAUGGACUCUAGGCGCAUGUGGUCGUGGAGGUCCACGUUUCUCACGUACUGGAACCUAGGCUUCAGUUGAAAGUUUAUAUAAAUAUUGUCGCAUUUUUUCAAGCUGAACCGCAUUACUUCUUGCCGGCAGAAACGAACCGGGUUGCGAAUCCGGGCGAGCUCACUAAACGACCCAUCCACAGAAAUUAUGUAUAUUACAUUUUUUCUGGAUUUGAUGUUUGUUACAUGCGAAUAUCGAUAAACAACGAAAAAAACUUGAUUUGCUGAAUCGAAUAGUAAAUGUCAAUGCUUUUGCCUACAAGUCAUAUCAAAGUGUCUCUAAGUCAUUGUGUUUGUCAAUCGCCAUAGAUACACUUAUGUCAAUCGCUGUAGGGGCGCACUGCUCUCCUAUUAGAAAAGUGGUCGAAAAUAAAAAAGUAAUUGGUAUAUAAUUUUAUACUUAGUCGUUCGAAUUUAUCUCCUUGCUACAUAACGAUCAAUAAUUAUAACUCUUUUAAAAUGUUGAUUAAAGUCAAGACGCUUACUGGUAAAGAAAUUGAAAUAGAUAUAGAACCCACCGACAAAGUGGAAAGAAUCAAAGAAAGAGUAGAAGAAAAGGAAGGCAUUCCGCCGCAGCAACAGCGUCUCAUAUUUUCAGGAAAACAAAUGAAUGAUGAGAAGACAGCUCAAGAUUACAAAGUUCAGGGAGGUUCAGUACUUCAUCUUGUUUUGGCUUUAAGGGGAGGCGAAUGAUCUGGCUUGUGAUAAUUUUCCUUUGUAUUUAUAAAAUUAAGUUUUAUUUUUCAUUACAUAUAAAAUAAUAUGUAAAAAAUUCUUUCAUUCAUUUUAUGAAGUGUCCCUAAGUACCUUAUGACCUUAGGUACAUACUUGUUACCUCAAUAUAAUGGUUAAACAAUAGUGAAAUUAUUAUGUAGAUAUUCAUAAUUUUUGCAUAUUUUGUAAAACCAAACUAUAAAUUAACUAGUAGAGUUUGUGAGAUUUUAAAUCAGUCUAUAAAUUAUUGUAAUUUUAAUUUGUAGACUGAUUUAAAAUGCUUUGAGAUUUUAUGUUGAUGUUAAAAUUGAUCCACAUUUGUUGCUGAGUUGAUUACAACAAUCAAUUUUUUAUUUAUUUCUUAGAAAUUUUGACAAUCUCACAGGCUACCUGGUGUUAAAUGAUUACCGGAGCCUACAGAUAUUUACAAUGUAAUGCUACCACCACCUAACUUGAGAUAUGAGUUCUAAGAUCUCAGUUUUUACAGUACAACAGUUGUCCCAUCCUUUGAACCGAAAUGCAUUACUGAUUCACAGCAGAAAUAGGCAGGGUGGUGGUAACUACCCAAGUGGACUCGCAAGAUGUUCUACUGCCUGUAUUGCUGUCAUAUUUUGUACAUGGGAAAUAAUUUACUAUUGUAUUAUACUAUAUUAUAUAUUUAUUACAAAUUAAUCAUAAGAAAAAAAAGAGAAGUGGUGUCAUCGGACACCAGGUAGAAACAAAGUUCCUUCAGAUAAUAUAGUAGCAAAAAUAUUUGGAAAAAAAAAGCUUCACUUUAUAACAGGGGUUAAAGUAUGAAAUUGCCGUUUUAUUGUAAUAGGUAGCUAAUUCUAAUUGUCAUAGAACCUUCAUGGUUUGAGAUUUUUGAGUAAAACUUUUUUCAAAUGGUACCUAUGAGGUUCUUCUUUUAAAAAGUGUGCAACAUUCGAUUAUCUGCUUUCAGUUCUAUUUUUUAUUCCGCUUAGACAAAAAAGAUGGAUACUUCGAAAAUUCGAGUGAUUUUUGAAUACGAGUUCCGACGCGGAACUAAUGCUGCAGAAACAGCUUACAAUGUCAAUUGCGUUUGGUAGGGACUGCUAUGAACGCACCGUGCGAUUUUAGUUUAAACGCUUUUGGGAUGGAAAUUUUAUUUGAAGAACGAACCACGUGGAAGACAGCCCUAACAUGUGAAUAACAAUGAAUUGAAAGAGAUAGUGGAAGCCGAUCCGAGCCAAACUACCAAGGAAUCAGCGGCAAGGUUUAACGUUACCUUACCAACAAUAUUGACUCAUUUGCGUCAAAUCAAUAACAAAAAAUAUGAAAAAAUGGGUACCUCAUGAUUUGACUGAUCUGCAGAAAGAAACGCGUGUUGAAACUUGUGUUGCCUUGUAGAAUCGAUACUGAAAUGAAGGAAUAUUGGAUCGAAUUGUAAAAUGUGACAAAAAGUGGAUUCUUUACGAUAACCGUGAGCGAAAAAUGCAAUGGCUGACCCCAGGCCAAACGCCGUAACAGUGUCCUAAAGCAAAGCUUACCAAUAAAAAGGUAAGGGUAACUGUUUGGUGGUCUCAGCACUAUAGCUUUCUCCGAUCUGGUCAACCAUUAACGGCUGAUGUCUACUGUGCCGAACUCUGAACAAUGAUAGCAAAACUUACAGUGAAACAGCCCCGACUGAUGAAUCCAUUAUUGCUUCAUGAUAACCGUUUUAACUCUACAGGAACUGCAAUUAUUUGUCGUAACCAUUCGUCACCCUCCGUAUUCGCUAGGCCCUAGGCCUUGCUCCAACGGACUACCAUUUUUUUCGUGAUUUGGACAAUUUCCUACGUGAUAAAAAGUUUUCUUCCCAGGAUUCGGUACAAAAUGCUUUCACACAGAUUGUAGAAUCUGGAUCAUCAGAGUUCUAUCGCAAAGCCAUAAACGACCUUCUUAUUAUAUGGCAGUAAUUUAUAGAUAAUAUUUUUGUCAGUAGGAAAUCGCCGGACUUCCGCCAUCCACUGGUGAUGGUGGGCGGAGCAUGUCGGAGUCGAACCGACUAAAACCUCCUGUCGCUCAACAACCAGUAUCCAAACCUCGCAUGCGACAGAACUCAUGAAAAGGCAAAGGGUGGAAAGUGAAGUGUUUAGUGCGGAGCACAUCUCUCCCAUCACCCUCCACCUCGGGACGCCGGACCGGCGGUCGUCGGCGCCACGACCACAAGUCCUCUCGGUCGGCAGGCUAUCAGAAGCCCGUCUAGAUGGCGCCGGUUAGAGUGAUUUAUGUUACGGAAUACCCCGCUGGGCCAGAACCAGCGUGGGUCGAGGAUAGCCAGCCUUCCGUCACGCGGAUGCUCUUGCAUAAAAUGCGUGCAGAGCAGCUUGCACGUCGUCUUUUGGGGGGGCCCACGGCCGGGGACUGGCCGGCGCCCCGUAUAGGGCCAUUGAUCGCACUACUCCCGUAUAGAGACGGCGCGUCACCUGGUUGGGCAGACGUCUGCCCUCGACGUUGGGCAGAAGCCGGCUUAACGCGCCGGCCACCCCCAACAAACGAGGGACCAGGUUCUGAAAGUGAGCACGGAAGGUCCAACGACUGUCCAGAAUGGGGCUGAGGUACUUCAACUGUACCCCGACCCUGAUACGGACACCUCCAACCACGAUAUGGGAAUCGACAGGUGGCACUCUCCGGGGCCUGGGGAACUACAUGGCCUCGGAUUUACUGAGCCCCACGUCGAGGCCCAAUCCCCUGAUUUUGCCGAUGACAUGCGCCACCCCAGCGGUAGCAAGACGGGCAAACUCAGCAAAACUCCCCCCCCCCCCCCCCGGGCCACGACCAACGUAUCGUCUGCGUAACAGAUUACGCUCAGGCCCGGGAGGAGGGCACCCCUCAGCACCCAGUCAUACCCGAUAUUCCACAAAACGGGGCCGAGCACCGACCCCUGUGGAACACCGCGCACGACUGGGAAAUGUAUAGAAAAUAAAUGGUAUAUAUUUUAGACAGCUGGGAUAGUGAUCACUCUGUGAAUUGUUCCUCAGGAAACAUUGCUCUUUCCUUCACUUCCUUUUCUUCAAUUCUGAGGGCCAUUACUAUCUUAAAUAGGUUAAUUCAACAACAUUAUGGCUGUUUUUGUUGAGGAUAAAUGACAAAUUUAAUAAAACAAUUGCAUUUGAGCAGGUAAUUUAAUACAGCUAUAAAUGUGUAUUGUACAUUGAUUUUUAUUUUACCAUAUGUUAAACUGAAGAGGUUCACAUAAAAUAUCUUUGGUUUAUAGGUAUUGUAUUAUAAAAUUACACAUUUACGAUUAAUUAAGAUUAAACCAAGCCUGGCUUUAGAUUAAAAUUAAAAGUACGUAAGGUACUCUAUAAUUUGAGCUUCAAAAAUACAUUAAAAAUUUUAAAAUCCAAGUAGGUAUAUUAUAAUUUGACUUUGCUACAAUACGACAUCAAGCAUCGAUCACGAUCGAAGACAACAAGCAUACAAAUUCUUUUAAAUUGAUACUUUAUAAAUACCAUAACUUUGAAGUAUCAGGUGAAAUAAUGUAAGAUGAUAAUCUACUUUAGAAUUAAAUUCAAUUUAAUACUUUUUUUUUUAUUACAAUUUUAUAGAAAAUUAUUUUAAGUGACUUAAGGACGGAAACAUUUUCUUUUUAUUUUGUUUUCGACCAGUGAUUGUUUGAAUAAAAAAUUAUAUAAUCUAAUUUAAA